AACCGUGGUUCUUCUUCAUGGCCACUCUCCACUCUUCCUUCUCUUUCCCUUCCUUUUCUCUGUCCCUGAAGAAGCUCAUAAACCCGUCUCCAAAACCCACCUCUGCUUCUUUUUCUUCUUUCCUCAUCUACUCUGCGAAUUUGAACCGUUUACCAGCCAUGAAUUCUGGCUCCGUACCCCAACAACCGGUCAGGUCGGCCUCUUCUACGGUCUACAAGGUACCGGACAUGGAAACCGAUCAAAUGGACCGCGUUGCAGAGCAAGCAUUUCAAAGGUACUCCUCGUCGUCUGCGAAUCGGAGCGGCAAUGGGGUCGCCAUUGUUUGGUUCAGGAACGAUCUGAGAGUGUUGGACAAUGAGGUAUUAUAUAAGGCGUGGAUUUCAUCUCAGGCUGUAUUGCCUGUGUAUUGCAUCGACCCUCGGCUUUUUGGUACUACCUAUUACUUUGGUUUCCCUAAAACCGGAGCAUUAAGAGCUCAAUUUCUCAUGGAAUGCUUGGCUGACUUGAAAAAGAAUUUAAUGAAAAAUGGUCUUAACUUGCUCAUUCAACAUGGGAAACCUGAGGAAAUUCUACCUUCCCUAGCAAAAACCUUUGGAGCCCAUACAGUAUAUGCCCAAAAAGAAACUUGCAGUGAGGAGCUGAAUGUUGAAAGGUUGGUCCGCAAAAGUCUAAAACAAGUUGUUUUACAGUCAUCACCAGAGCAACCCAACAGGUCAAAUUCAAUUCUCAGUCCAAAAUUGCAACUUAUUUGGGGUGCCACUUUGUAUCACAUAGAUGACCUCCCAUUUUAUACUAGUAGCUUACCCGAUGUCUUCACUCAAUUUCGUAAGGCCGUUGAAGCUAAGAGCACGAUCCGUGGAUGCGUAAGAAUUCCAAAAUCUCUGGGGCCACCUCCCAGCAUUGAUGAUUGGGGGAGCAUUCCUUCAGUAGAUCAGUUUGGGCUUCACUUGCAAAAUGUAAGCAAAGGAAUGAAGUUCAUCGGAGGGGAAAGUGCUGCGUUGAGUAGAGUACAUGAGUACUUCUGGAAGAAGGAUUUGCUUAAGAUUUAUAAAGAUACCAGAAAUGGUAUGUUAGGACCUGAUUAUUCUACAAAAUUUUCUACAUGGCUUGGAUCAGGAAGUCUCUCUCCUCGUUUUAUACAUGAAGAGGUAAAAAGAUAUGAAAGUGAAAGGCUAGCAAAUAAUUCCACAUACUGGGUUUUGUUCGAGCUGAUAUGGAGGGACUACUUCAGGUUUUUGUCAAUCAAAUAUGGGAAUUCCCUUUUUCAUUUAGGUGGCCCAAGAAAAGUGGAGCUUAGAUGGAGCCAAGACAAGAAUUUGUUUGAAUCCUGGAGAGAUGGACAUACAGGGUACCCUCUCAUAGAUGCCAACAUGAUAGAGUUGUCAACUACUGGAUUCAUGUCAAAUCGAGGACGGCAGAUUGUAUGUUCCUUUCUUGUUCGAGAUAUGGGUAUUGACUGGCGUAUGGGAGCUGAAUGGUUUGAGACAUGCCUUUUGGAUUAUGAUCCAUGCUCCAACUAUGGGAAUUGGACAUAUGGUGCAGGAGUUGGGAAUGAUCCUAGAGAAGAUCGUUAUUUCAGUAACCCCAAACAAUUGGCUAUCGCUUGUGGGGAAUCAUCGCCAUCCCAUCUUGUUCUUCUUGGAUUUGUGAAUCGUACCCUCGAUUCCAUCAAGCGCAAUAUUGCUCAGAUCUUUGCUAACGUUUUCUGUUCCCAAACCAACAAUGCUGUAGACGCUAGGACUUGUGGGAAUGCGGAUUUACUCCCAUUUAAGCUCGAAGAUUUCAUGACAAAAUUUGGGGAAAAAUACCAGUUGAGUGCUGAAGAUUGGUUCUCAGAAAACAAGAAUCUCAAUGAUAAGCAAGAUCCACAUGCAGUUUUCAAUGUGCUGGAUGUAAUGCUGAAAGACAAUUUGGAGCGCUUGAAAAUGAUGAGGGAAAGUAUAUCUUUGGCAAAUAUGAACUGUCAGGGGUGGACUUUUGAAGCUAAUUACCUAGAAACUGCAGAAAUAAUUAAAGAUUUAUGUUUGUAUGGUAAAUUGGGAACCGCACUUUGGCUUCGGAGAAAAUUGAUGCAGAAAGGUGUAGUUUUUGAUGUAUUUACACAUAAUUAUCUAAUAAAUGGACUAUGCAAAACUGGGGACUUGGACAAGGCAGAUGAGCUUAUAAAGGAGAUGUCAGAACAGGGUCCCUCUCCUAACUGUGCUACUUACAACACAUUCAUUAAUGGUUAUUGCCUCAUCAAUAAUGUGGAUAAAGUUCUGGAUCUGUUCUCCACUAUGGCUAACAAAGGUAUUAAACCAAAUAGAGUUACUUGUAAUAUACUUGUGCAUGCAUUAUGCAAGAAAGGCCAUUUGGAGGAUGCUAAGAAGCAUCUGGAAGAGAUAUUAGAUGAUGAUAAUGAUAAGACAGCAUCAGAUAAAAUUAUCUCCUCAACUAUACUCAUGGAUGGUUAUUUUAAAAAUGGAAAAAUGGUUCAGGCUAAGAGUGUUUGGGACAACGUGGUCCAAAUGGAUACCCAAGUAGAUGUUGUUGCAUAUAAUGUCCUUAUCAAUGGGUUUUGUUCAAGUCAAGAGAUACACCUUGCUUUUGGAUACUUUUGUGAAAUGAUUAAGAGAGGGUUGCUUCCUGAUGUUUUUACUUACAAUACACUUAUAAGUGGUCUUUGCAAAAUAGGAAAAUUCGACGAGGCUUCUUAUAUCCAUGGCAUUAUGUCAAAAAUUGGAAUUAUUCCUGAUCAAAUGUCAUACAAAUCGCUUAUUCAAGGCCUGUGUAUUAAUGGAGUUGUUGUCAGAGCUAAUGAGCUUCUUCUUGGUAUGCUAGAGAAGUCAAUGGUGCCUGAGCCCCUUAUAUGGAACCUUAUUAUUGAUUGUUAUGGAAGAUGUGGCAAUCUUGGGAAGGCAUUCUCCACUAAGAAUCAGAUGUUGAUUUAUGGUGUUAAGCCAAAUGUAUAUACUUACAAUGCAUUGAUUUAUGCACAAGUAAAAGAAGGGAAUAUCACUAACGCUGUUUCCCUCAAACAGGAGAUGCAUUCAUAUGGUCUCCUUCCUGAUGUAGUUACUUAUAAUUUGUUGAUAGGUGCUGCUUGUAACUCUCAGAAUAUUGAAUGGGCACUUCAUUUACUUGAUGAAAUGCUAAUGCUGGGAUGUGAACCGGAUAUAAUAACUUACACUGAAUUGAUCAGAGGGCACUGUAUUAAAGAUAACAUGAAGGAAGCGGAAGAGCUCCUUAGGAAGAUGCAUAAUUCUGGUAUGCCAAUUGAUGAUGUUCCAUAUAAGAUACUUGUCAAGAAAUACUGCAAAAUGAGGAAGCCUGACAAGGUGUUUGACCUCUACUAUAAAUGGAUGGAAAGGAAAAGAGCAUAAGCAUAGCAGAAUCUUCGCCUUUUGAAGGCCCGGGCUGGUUCUUGGUUGCAUAACAUGUUGCUUAUUUCUGAACUUGAUAAACUCUUCUGCUGGUAGCAACUGAGAAUCUUUCAUAUACUCUUCCAGGAGUUUGGGCAGAUAAAAGCUGUGCUUUUUGAAUCUGGUCAUUCCAUUCAUCUAAGUUGAAUUCUUCAAUAUACUUGUGAAGCUCAGAUGAACGUAUCAUACAAUCUGGAUGACGAGAUGUUGGUCACCGGUUAAAAUUAUUCAGGUGUCGAUUGUGGCCAUCGUUGUCAGAAUUUGAUGGUCCUUUGAACAGGAGUUUAUUCCAACACCACACACCGUGUAUGCCAAUAGUUGAUAUUGGAUUGACUGCCUACUUGCAACUGGGAGAUACACUGCCCAUCUUUCAUGUUCUGUUCAUCAAAUUGG
Molecule: messenger RNA, 3794 nt
Organism: Ziziphus jujuba (common jujube)
Lineage: Eukaryota; Viridiplantae; Streptophyta; Magnoliopsida; Rosales; Rhamnaceae
Product: cryptochrome DASH, chloroplastic/mitochondrial
Exons: 17
Coding region: 18-3362 (1114 amino acids)
Biological process (GO): photoreactive repair
Molecular function (GO): FAD binding; DNA photolyase activity; DNA binding
Source: RefSeq, a predicted model, not a curated record